UGAUGGAAAACAGAUGAGCAAUAACAAGCCUUAAUCUCGCUCCUCAGUACUAAAAUGGGCUAAUCUAGAGGAGCUGCUUAUUCCACUAUCACCCGGGGUGCCAGCAGCACCAGUGAAGCGCUUGGGGGAACACUUUCUCAUCUUCUCUCCUUCAGAGGCGGACGCCACCGACAUUCCACUGACCUCGAGCUCCGGCGUGCUAGACAACACCGAGCCCAGGACUGCUCCAGCCCUACAAGAGCGGGCACCUUCUCUUUGGAGACAUGAAGAAAUACGUGCUCCUCCUGUUGCUGGCCUUGGGUUCUGCCAAACCCUUCUCCAGCCCUUCUUAUCUGACUCUGAAGAACAUGAUGCUCAAAGACAUGGAGGAUGCGGACGAUGACGAUGAUGACGAUGAUGACGACAAUUCUCUUUUUCCAACGAGGCAGCCCAUGAUGCCCUUCUUUCCCUUUGACCUGUUCCCGUCGUGUCCCUUCGGAUGCCAGUGCUACUCAAGGGUGGUCCACUGUUCUGACCUAGGUUUGACAUCGAUCCCAAACAACAUCCCGUUUGACACCAGACUGAUAGACCUUCAAAACAAUAAAAUCAAGGAGAUCAAAGAGAAUGACUUCAAAGGACUUACUUCGCUUUAUGGCCUCAUCUUAAACAACAACAAGCUAACCAAGGUCCAUCCCAAAGCCUUUCUACCUGUCAAGAAGCUUCGGAGACUCUACCUGUCCCAUAACCUGCUCACAGAGAUUCCCAUCAACCUGCCCAAGUCGUUGGCAGAACUCAGGAUUCAUGACAACAAAGUGAAGAAAAUACACAAGGAGACUUUUAAAGGGAUGAGCGCUUUACACGUCUUGGAAAUGAGUGCCAACCCCCUGGAGAAUGAGGGCAUCGACCCAGCAGCCUUUGAGGGCGUGACAGUCUUUCACAUUAGAAUCGCCGACGCAAAGCUGACCUCGGUCCCUAAAGGCCUGCCGUCAUCUCUGCUGGAACUUCACUUAGAUGACAACAAAAUCGCCACCAUAGAACUUGAAGACUUUAAGCGGUACAAAGACCUACAAAGGCUGGGCCUUGGGAACAACAAGAUCAAAGACAUCGAGAAUGGAAGCCUUGCCAACAUUCCACAUGUACGAGAAAUCCAUUUGGAAAAAAACAAGCUGAAAAAGGUUCCCCCUGGACUACAGGACCUGAAAUACCUUCAGGUGAUCUUCCUCCAUUACAACAACAUCACCAAAGUUGGGAUCAAUGACUUCUGUCCCACGGUAGCAAAGAAGAAGAAAUCCCUAUACAGCGCCAUAAGUCUAUUCAACAACCCCGUGAAAUACUGGGAGGUCCAGCCGGCCACCUUCCGCUGUGUCUUGGGCCGAAUGAGCGUCCAGCUCGGGAACUUCAGAAAGUAGUGCUCACGGAGGGACAAGAAGGCCUCUACUUGAAGUCUGUGAAGGCCGGACAGCCGUCCCCCCAAGUUCAGGUUCCAAAAUAAUCUCCUCUCUGAUUUGGACGAUUUGACAAGUCCUUCCUUGGUUUACUUGACAGAAACUAUGCAGAAUUUGACAAAGAUAUUGGCACACACCGGCAGGUAGGGGGACCAAAAUAUAGGUUUUGGCUUCUUUUGGCAGAGAGAAUGUCAAAUAGCAUAUUUAAAAAUCCCUUCUUUACUAAAAAUGCAAGAUUACAGGCAAAGACUUUGCCCUUAUGACCUUUUACUAAACAUUUUUAAAAAGCAGGAUGAUGCAUGUGAACUGUACAGGUCAAUUCACUGCUAGAGAAACACAACCGACAAAAACAAUGACAUCAGGGGCUACAGACCAGGCUUGGCCUUGUCCUAUCCCUGAUGAAUCAGGAAGUACUGUACUGUAAAUGUCUGAUGGAAUAAGCAGGGUCCUGGGCACCCAACAGGGUGUGUCUGACCAGUGAGGCCGGGGGCAUCCAGCAGGGGCCCUGCCCCCCGCCCCCCAGCAGCCCAGUGAUCCAAGGUCACAUGUUUGCUUUUAGGGUCAUACAGAACUAGGUAGAAGCAGCACCUAGGUGGUGCAUUAGUGAGCUCCUGCUAGAAUACUUCUAUAUCCGCCUUCUCCAUUAUCCGAGUUAUCUUUGUACGCUUUUCAUGCCGUAUUAUUAGACGAUGUGCAAUGACACAGUGUAACCUCACUACCUGCGGCAUCUCCCGCGCUGAGAGGAGCCUGUAUGCUCGACCAUGUUUUAUGGCAACUGAAGGUUCCCUCUGGGCUGAUCAAGCUAGGUAGCAUUAAAAGAGAUUUAAGAGACUCGGUAGCAUAUGUAAAGUAUACAAAUAUUUAAAGUUUUGUAUAAAAAUCAGGAAUAUUUUCUGUAUCUCGACCUGUGUAUUUAAUAAGUUAAGUAAUAUUUGAGACUAAG
This is a messenger RNA of Dromiciops gliroides (monito del monte), 2367 nucleotides long. RefSeq names its product asporin (gene ASPN). The record is from RefSeq and is a predicted model, not a curated record. The coding region runs from base 264 to 1388 and encodes 374 amino acids. Gene Ontology annotation, molecular function: protein binding. Lineage: Eukaryota; Metazoa; Chordata; Mammalia; Microbiotheria; Microbiotheriidae. The transcript has 8 exons.